Molecule: messenger RNA, 1435 nt
Organism: Entamoeba invadens IP1
Lineage: Eukaryota; Evosea; Mastigamoebida; Endamoebidae
Exons: 1
Source: RefSeq, a predicted model, not a curated record
GCCAGAAGCAUUGGAAUCGACAACCAAGUUAGAUACUAAAACAGUACAUAAAGUAACAUCUUUUCCAGAAUAUUUUUUCAAAGAAGUUAACAGUGGAUCAAACGACUGUAACAUUUUAAACAAUUUGGCUCUUACAACUUACCCAGAUAACUAUUAUAAAAAAGAAGGAUAUUGUAUGUCUAACUCUGCAUCUUCUGGAUUCAAUUUUAUUACAACAAAAGACCAAUUAACACAUUUUUAUUACACAGAUGGGGCAUGCAACACGUUGGAUAAUAAUUACACUUAUCAAUACAAUAAAUGUGUAUUAGACAAUAAUAAACAAUACUAUACGUUCUAUUAUAGUAAAUCCACAUCUGGUCGAGUAUACAUACAACACGUUGGAUAUUACAUAUUGUAUACAGUUGGUAGAUGUUAUGGGAAUGAAGAUGCUACAAACAAAGCACAAAGAAUCAUCACGACUGCAGACACUACAAAGCUUUUCAAAUUGCAAAUUGCGCCAUCUUGCACUUCCGAUGAGUCUGAUUGGGUUGACUCUACUAGCACUGAUACAAUAAAUAAAGUCACACCUGAAAUGGAAAAUUCGUAUUAUCUUCAAGAUCGAACAUAUGUUGAUACUACGACAUGCAGUGGUGCUUUGUAUCCACUUCCCGAUAUUAUAUACACGUCACUCGGGUGCAUUGAUAUGGAUGGGUCUUAUUUCACUUUGAGUGUGGACGAUAAAAAGGUUUAUUUCAAAUCAUACAAAGACAAGGAAUGCAAAACACCUGACACUGAAAAUUACGAAGAAGACACUUUCAGAGAGUGUUCUGGGUCAGGUUCUUAUAGAACAAAAUACUAUGGCCCAACACUGUAUGCCCAUCAAGAAGAAAUGUAUACCCAAACUUUCAUUCCAAAUAAAUGCUAUGUAAGUCCAGUAGAUGAUACCAAAUUUGUUGAAAUCAAAGACGAUGAAAAGAUGUACACUGCCGACACUUGUGAUGAUCUUAAAACUUCAACUACGGAAGUUUCAGAUUACAAAAUUGAAAUAUUCGAGACUUUCCCUUCUUAUUAUUACAGAGCUGUUCAUUAUGGAAAGAAUGACUGCAAUAUGACAGCUAAUUUGGAUAUUACUCCAUAUCCAGAUAUGUAUUUCACAAAAGAUAAUAUGUGUAUUAGUAAUGCUACUGGAUACAAAUUUGAGACUAAUAAAACUACUUUAACUUCAUACUAUUUUAGUGAUGAAAAGUGCGCUACGCCAAAUGAAAAAACACCAAAACUUGUGUAUGCUUACCAGACUUGUGAAAAAGAUAUCGAUGAAGAUUACUACAUCUACUACUAUGGUAAUGAUACGAUUAUUCCAACACCAAUAGCACCCGAAGCUGCAUUUGGGUUAAUCGUUGUCAUGAUUUCUUUGAUCUUUUUGCCUUAUUCUAAGAAAUUUUUCGAUUAUAUUUAA